AUGCGUGUUCUUGUUGAUUCUGUCGCCAUUCGGGUGUUAUGCAGAGAAAAUCUGCUCGUUGCGGUUGGUAAUCAGUUGCUGUUAGUUUAUCUGACCGCUAACGGAGAUACGAAACACAAGUUUGCUCCUGUACCACGGCUGAAAGACAAAAUACACGGUAUAGAAAAAUGUUCUAUCGAAGAUGACACAUAUCUGAUAGUAUUUCAUGCCGGUCGCGAAGCAUACACUCUAAUGUUGAACUGUACUACCCAUCAAUUUGUUCCUGAAUGCGUAAGAAUUGUAAUUCCGGAAGACACGUGCCUACAUCCAGUACCACACGUCCGAAGGCGGGCGAAUGAUUGGAUCAGUUCUAUUUCACUUCUUUCACCAACCGAACUGUGCAUUGUUACAUGUCACGGCGUAGCUGUAUGCUUACACCGUAGUGGCGGAAAUGAAUCUCUGAUCUGGAAACUGGCUGAAAAAUCUGCCUGCGACGAUGGUUCUACGCUUUACUGCUCCACUCUCGUCGGCCAUAGCUGGGAGCAAGCAGUGUGCUUUUCAGGAACCGCACUUGGAUUAUUGUUAGUAUGGUACGUUUCCGGUGAGCACCGUGGUAAGGUGCUGAAGAGCGUUGCGGCACACAAUGGAGUCAUAUUUUCGAUCGCCUGCGACCUUGGCUCCGGUUUGCUAACUACCACUUCGGACGAUCGAUCGAUCAAAUUUUGGAGGCUAGAUUUGAAAGCAUCCGUAAGCAGAGAUGACACUUCCGUAAAGCUACGUGAAGAGCGAUAUUGUUUUGCCCACACCGCAAGAGUGUUUCAGUGUCGUAUAAUACAGAACGACAAACGAACCCUCGUUGCCUCGAUCGGAGAAGACGCUCAUCUGUGCCUAUGGAAUACCGACGGAGAUCUUUUGUUGAAAAAACGUUUGGACGAUGGUCCUACGCUAUGGUGUAUGGACUACGAUGUGGAAACAUCGACCAUAUUCAUCACUGCAAGCAAUGGUAAUAUACACAAAUACGACGUUCGUCGGUGGAUGGAAGAAAACUGCCAAUAUACUGCCUUAGACCAAUCGGUGUUGGUUGAUAUCAGCCCAAAAUUACCACCAAAUGAGCAUCUGGCAAAAGUCCGUUUCACACCACUUGGAUCGACAAUAGGCAUAACGAACAAAAAUCGUGUAGUCGUUCUGGAUAACACUGGUACGCACAUAGAUUCUCUCGAAAGAUUUGAGAAUUUUAAAUGCAGCAUCGUAGAGGUUGGCGGAUGUUUUCUCUACCUAGCUGGUGGAUGCAAUAUUUAUCUGUACGAGAUUAUACCGCAAGGACUUACCUUCCUUAACACAGUAGAGGUUGGUAGUUUUACUAGUAAAGCAUACCUAAAUGAAGAAGACGAACACUUACAAAACGGAACAAUAAGAUCUUUGAACUACUGUGAACGGUCGAAAACGGUGGCAAUAUGUUAUGCUAGCGGGCGAUGCCUAGUUAUGGAUGAGCUGCUAACUUGUGUCAUUUCGUUUCUCAGAAUUCCAAAGUCAGCUGAACGCUGGCUGACCGCCUAUCGCGCCUUGAAUGAUACGCUUCUGUUGGUGGCCGACAGAUCUGGACAUUUGUACCUUUUCGAUAGAAAAACGGUAGAUCCUACGUUCAAAUUAUCUAACGUUCACGGAAAGUUUGGUAUAACGUCGAUUACUGUCGCAGAAGAGAGCCAGGAACAAAAUGCAGGGUAUGUGCUUUUAACAACUGGUCAUGACAGUCGGAUUUGUGAACUAUUUGUCGACAGUGCGAAGAAAUUAUUGAUCAGCCUUAACUCAUCCAAAACGGUUAUUAGCUGGAUCGAUCGUACAGUUUUACUCCGCAGUGAAAGAUUUCAUCUUGGAUUCAACGAUGCCCAUUUUGUGAUGUCCGACAAUCGGAAUGUAGUUUACACACAAUUUGAUUGCGGUGGAGGGCACCGUUGCUGGGAUUACUAUUACGAUGAGCCUUCGGACACGUUUACCUUUACGUUUAUUCAACAUAAAAAAUUGAAGAAAAUGCAAUAUACUCUUCAACGCCAUGUUGGAAGUGCACUAUGUCUGCCUCGUUGCGAUUGGCAUACGAGAGCAUGCAAUGCUUUGCAUGUUGCCCAUCGUGGCGAUUCUCGUUUAGUCAUUUCAGGGGGUGAAGAUAAUAUUUUACGAAUAAACACAUAUGUUCAGGGCGAGUUGUUAGAAGAACCGCGCAAAUACGUUUUCAAUCACAUAUCCAGCAUCAAGGCGAUAGUGGUAAAAGAACAAUACGAAGAUGGCCGUUUGAUAAUUGUUUCCGCCGGUGGACGCGCGCAAAUCUGCAUUAUCAGUGUCGAAUUAAAAAGUUUCCGCGUAAAACAAGAGUGCACCUACAUGCUACUGGAAUCAGACUCCGAGCGCAGCCGAUGGAAGUUGAACCGUCGAUCGAACGUCGAUCCAGAAACGAAAUUCAUGUGCGCCACCUUCAUCGGAAGUGAACGGCUAGUAUUCGGUUGUUCGGACGGGUUUGUUAGGAUCUACAAUAUAAACAGCACCAAUGAUCAGUGGUCACUUGAACCAGUGUGUGAAACAUUCUACGGCAGAUGCAUUCUGAAAGUGAUCAGCGUAGUUAUGAAUGGUAAGUCUCUUUUCAUUACUAUGGCUACGGAUGGAUAUUUAUGUUUCUGGGAUGCCUCAAACACUGUUGAACCCUUCUAUCGACAUCGUCUUCAUAGUAGUGGCAUAAAUUCCGUUGAUUUUAAAUGUGUCAACUCCGAUAUGCUUCAAUUUGCCACUGGAGGCGAUGAUCAGUCACUCACUGUAUCUUUGUUUAAAAUAACUUUGGUGGAAGAUAAAUUUCAGAUAGAAAUAGUUCAUAGCCUAUGCGAAAAAUAUCUGCACACUGCCCAAGUGACUGGAAUUAAGUUGCUUGAUGAAGAUAAAAUGAUAAGCGUGGGAAUUGACCAGCGUAUCUAUGUGACGGGUUUUACCGGUUACUCAAAACUUGAAAUGAUCAGCAGUACUAACACGUGCGUAGCGGAUGUAAAAGGAUUAUCGUACAUACGGGAAGGUAACCAAAUAAUUGUCUACGGUUGUGGAAUUGAAAUUUUGACCCUGGAAGGUUUCUAAUACGUGUGGCAGGAGUAUGAGCAUAUGAGACGAGAUACUAUUAAGCUUUAAAAAGUGCAAUAUGUUUAAAUAGCUUUAAAGAAAAAUUUCUAGAUAGUAAUCCGUUUCAACUAUCCACGAUUCUUUUGAAUAGCUCACGAGAUUAAAAAAUAAAAGUAAAGAUU
Anopheles coustani is the source of this 3254-nucleotide messenger RNA. Its product is annotated as WD repeat-containing protein 6. Gene Ontology annotation, molecular function: protein binding. The record is from RefSeq and is a predicted model, not a curated record. Gene Ontology annotation, biological process: tRNA methylation. Bases 1 to 3090 code for a protein of 1029 amino acids. Gene Ontology annotation, cellular component: cytoplasm. The transcript has 3 exons. Lineage: Eukaryota; Metazoa; Arthropoda; Insecta; Diptera; Culicidae.